AUGUCAUCCGAUAACACGUCUUCCGACACCAUUGUGCAGAGUGAUGAUGGUGAGAACAUCCGUUUACGGCAGCCGGAUGACUGGCAUGUGCAUCUGCGUGACGGAUCGGUGCUGGCUGGUGUUGCCUUACAUACCGCGCGGCAGUUUGCGCGCGCCAUCAUCAUGCCUAACCUGGAUCCGCCGAUCACGACCUGCACAGCAGCAAGCGCGUAUCGACAGCGCAUUCUGGCCGCCCUGCCUGAAGAUGUCGCAUUUACACCCCUGAUGACCGCAUAUCUGACGGAUGCGAUUGACGCAGCCGAACUGCAAGCCGGUUUUGAGGGCGGUGUGUUCACUGCCGCAAAGCUCUACCCAGCUAAUGCCACAACAAACUCCGCCCAUGGUGUAACCGAUAUAAAGGCCAUCUAUCCAGUGCUUGAGCAGAUGCAGAAGAUGGGUAUGCCACUGCUUGUACAUGGCGAAGUCACCAGCGCACACAUCGAUAUCUUUGAUCGAGAAGCGGUAUUUAUAGAAGAGGUCAUGCAACCCCUGCUGGCUGAUCUGCCAGAAUUAAAAGUUGUUUUUGAACACAUCACCACCAGCCAGGCGGUUGAGUUUGUAGAAAGCGCCGGGACAAAUAUUGGCGCAACCAUUACCCCGCACCACCUGAUGAUCAAUCGCAACGACAUGUUUGCCGGCGGGAUAAGACCACAUCUGUACUGUCUGCCUGUGGUGAAACGAGAAACACACCAGCGCGCACUGCGACGCGCUGCUACGUCAGGCAACCCACGCUUUUUUCUAGGUACAGACUCCGCACCUCACGCUCAGAGCGACAAAGAAACUGCUUGUGGCUGUGCUGGCAUAUACAACGCGCCGGUUGCCCUUGAGUGUUACGCCACCGUCUUUGAAGAGGAAGGUGCGCUACCUGAACUGCAGGCGUUUGCCGCUGAGAACGGCCCUAAUUUCUAUGGCCUGCCACUCAACGAAGGCACCGUUACUCUGGCACGCCGCAAACAGACAGUUGCCUCGUUGAUUGAUGCCGCAGGUACGCCGAUAGUGCCAUUUCAGGCUGAUCAGUUAAUCCAGAGAUUGUUGCUGCAGAUGGAAUGGUCCAUUUUUGCUUUGGUGCAGAUGUUCAUCAUUACGGUAGGCACAUGCCUUGCGUUCUGGCUGCGCCUGCGCGGUGUUUCAAAGCAGAACGGGCAGCUGCGAGAGGCUCUGGAAGCACAUAACGACGCGACUGCGCCCAGCCCUGCGGCAUGGGUGCAGGAACGGCUGGCUGCGCUGCCGGCAGACGGCACCACCACGCCGGUGAUCAGCCUGGUUCUGCAACAUGCCCUGGAACCUCAGGGAGAUAUGGAAAAUCUGCUGCGCACAGCCAUUGCAGACGGCGGUUUGUCCGUCGACAGUGGCCAGACUGAACAGCUGGCAGCGCUGGAAGCUGAACUCGAGGCUGCAAAAGCUGCGGCAGAAGCCAUCGCUGACGGAAACUGCGAAGAAGAUCGCACCGAAGAGCUCAAACAGCUGCUGCAACAGUUCACCAGGGACAGCCGAGAAAUGAUGGCCUGCAUCCAGUCAUUGGAAACAGAAAAUACCGAGUUGCGUAAAUUGCGACGCGACCAGAAACCUUUUGCAUUGAAGCGCCUGCUGGGGCUGUUUGAAGAAAACUGGACCCGACAUUUUAUUCGUCCUCAGCUGGAUCAGCUGGGUGACGGCUGCAUGAUCAUGAAACCCUGGCACUUCAAAAUUUACGGUCCCAACAUCCGCCUGGGUGAAGCUGUGCACGUGGUCACCGCCGCUGACCGCACCGUGCGCCUGACCACCUGGCAACAUGAAGACGGUGAAGGCUCGAUAGACGUGCAGGAUUACGCUUUAUUAUGUCCAGGUGUACGUAUCGACUCCGCAACCUCAGUGGUGAUUGGUCAGAGCACCAUGCUGGCCGCCGGCGUCUACAUUACCGAUGCGGACUGGCAUGGCAUAUACAAUAGACCACGUCCAAUUGGCGCCAGUGCCGCAGUUGUGCUCGGCAGGAAUGUCUGGAUAGGUGAUGGCGCCAUUGUCUGUAAAGGCGUCACAGUUGGAGACAAUACGAUUGUGGGUGCAGGCGCAGUGGUGACCAAAUCGCUGCCUGCCAAUGUUGUUGCAGCAGGCAACCCGGCGAGUGUGGUGAAAAACCUGGACCCUACCCGGGAGAUGAUCAGCCGAGCUGAUUUGCUGACCGAACAUGCGCGCCUUAGCCAGGAUGUCAAACUGCUGGAUCAGGCGCUAAGAAAAGACAAUACCUGGUGGGGCUGGCUGCGAUCGGUAAUUGCACCGGACCACCGCGACUGA
This is a messenger RNA of Symbiodinium necroappetens, 2310 nucleotides long. Lineage: Eukaryota; Dinophyceae; Suessiales; Symbiodiniaceae. The record is from the annotation of a GenBank genome assembly.